GUGAAGCUGCGGGCGCGUGCACGCUGAGCUCGCUCGCGACAACUUGGUGCGUAAUUGGCGCGCGGCUUCGCCCCUCAGCAAGGCAGGGGGAAGGUGUGCUCCCUGUAGCCCACAUACAUGUUCCGUUUUCAGUCUUUGGAUGAGGAUUGUACCCUGGAGGAGGAAGAGGGACUCGUUGAAGAAGAGGAUGAGAUUGACCAGUUCAAUGACGACACUUUUGGAGCAGGGGCAAUUGAUGAUGACUGGCAGGAGGAGCAUGCCCGCCUGGCAGAGCUCGAUGAACGAGACAAAGAUGCUGCUUCCAUGCACCUCCCCGCCUCCACUUCCCAAGAUUCCCUGACAAAAACUCCAGCCCCUCCACCCUCAGCCCCCCCUCCAGGUCUGGAAGAUCAAGGGGGUGGCGGGGACCUGGCAGAAUCCCUGGCCCGGCUGAUCCUAGGGGCGGACCCGGCGAUCGCUGGGGUGGGGACGGUGAAAAUGUCCGAUAGAGUGGCGCAGCCUCAGCCACCACCGUCGGGUCUCCAGCUGCAGCCCCAUUCGCUGCUCAGUUACCAGCAGCAGUCGCAGUCACAGCACCUGCUGCACCGAGGAACAGCGCCCAUGCAGAUGAACUCGCGCAGCAUCUGGGAGAGUGUUGGAUUCGGCCCAGUCAGUGUUACACCUGGACUCGCACCACAUAUGGAGGACAGUUCUCUGGCGUCCAUCAUGAAGGAGGUUGGGCUGCCCAAGAAACCGGCAACGAUGAGGAGCGAUGAAAGGCGAGAUCUCUCAGAGCGAGUCCCCCCGCCUCGCUCCUGCUCACCUGUGAUAGGGAGUCCCCCUGUGAGGGCGGCGCCCAUUGGGACUCCUCCCAAGCCACCCAUGAGCCACCCCCUCAAUCAGCAGAUCCACUGCCCCACAGCGGUACACGUGCGAGCUCCAGUACAACACCGAUACCCCCCUCCCUACCCUGAACGCCUCUCCCCCAACACCCUUCUCAACAUUGCUAACUCUCCCCUGUGUCGCCCCCCAUUCCCUGCUGGGGUGGGUCCCGUCCUCUCCCAGAUCCAGCGGGCUCAGCUGCUGAAUUCCCAGGUGCGUUCUGCCCGAUUCUGUGUGCCACCGCUUCCACAGGUGGGGCCAUUCCCCAGGGGUGCACCUGCUCCUCCUCUUUUACAUAGUGGCGGUGGUGGCUUUCGGCCAUUUUUCGGGCAACCCCCCCCAAGGGUGGGGCCCCUCCCUCCUCCAAACCAUGGCUCGAUUCGGCACAACACCACACACCUACACCCUCAGCACCGGAGGCUUCUCACCCAGAGGCUGCAAAACAGGAGUGACCGAGGCGGCCGCACAGGUGAGCACAGGAACAGGGACCCCUACAGUAACCUGAUGACGCAACGUGAGAAGGACUGGGUGGCCCGCAUACAGAUGAUGCAGCUGCAGAGCACUGACCCCUACUUGGAUGACUACUACUACCAGAACUAUUACGAGAAGAUGGAAAAGAGGCAGGAGACGGAGCGCGACAGCUCCAAGAAGGAGCACACGACGAAGCUGAUCACGCCGCAGGUGGCUAAGCUGGAGCACACCUACAGGCCAGUGCAAUUUGCUGGCUCUCUGGGAAAGCUAACGGUCUCUAGCGUGAACAACCCCAGGAAGAUGAUUGACGCCGUGGUGACAAGUCGCACGGAUGACGAGGAGAAGAGGGAGAAGCAGGUGUGGAACAAGAGGAGACAGAUUCUCUACACCGUGGAGAAGAUGUAUAGUCUGCUGCUGGAGGUACAAGACUUUGAGAAGAAGUUCAUCCAGACACCCGAGGAGCAGAGGGACGCUCUGCUGGAACAGCACAAGAGUCACACGGUGCAGCUGUACAACACGCUGCGGGAACGCGAGUGGGAUGAUAGGGUCAGUGAUGAGCAGUGUUUGAUGAUCAUGUCUGUGAGGAAAGGGAAGCGUCUGGUCUCCAGGCUCCUUCCCUUCUUGCCCCAGCCACAGGCUGCUGCUGUUAUUAUGGCGAUUGCCCGGAACCUACCUGCUCUGGCAAAGAAAGACAAGCAAGACCAGGUUCUGUGCUGGCUGGUGGAGCCUGUUGCUGCAGUGAUCCAGUCCAUGUCCAGUUCUGCCCUCACUGACCUGCUGCAGGAACUCCAGGGCAGCGAGGGCCAACUGCCCCGUGUCCUGCAAAACAAGUUUGGUGUGACCCUGCUGUACCUUAUCCUGAGCGAGGGUGAGCGCAUGCAGAGCUCUGACACCAACUGCCAGCUCAUGGAUGACAAUCGAUGGACAGAGCUGGUGUUCUCGGUCACGCGGAAGCUGCUCGAGGUGCCCCCCGCAUCCCUUUCUCCUCCCCUGUUCACUCCGCCCAAUCUGCUGUCCCUCUUCUCCCGCUAUGUGGAUCGGCAGAGACUGGAGCAGCUGCAGGAGAAGCUACAGAUCUCUGCUCUGUCCAGGUAGAAGUGACUUCACGACAUCCUUAAAACCCCACUGAAGAGUGACUGUUCCUCAUUGUAUCUGUGUGUGUGUGUGUGUGUGUGUGUGUGUGUGUGUGUGUGUGUGUGUGUGAGAGAGAUGGUUGAAGCUUAGUAGUCAUUUUAAUCCAACCCAAGAAAUUGUCCUUUUUUUUCCUGUGUUAAGUAGGGUGGGUGUGUGUGUGUGUCUGUGUGCGCAUGUGUGGGAAAUGAAAGAAGCUCUAAUGGGAGAAUAGAAUGAAAUGUUUUUAAAUUCCUUUGUUAUCUUGAUGCCUGUGAAAAAUGUCAAAUUAAA
Molecule: messenger RNA, 2736 nt
Organism: Scleropages formosus (Asian bonytongue)
Lineage: Eukaryota; Metazoa; Chordata; Actinopteri; Osteoglossiformes; Osteoglossidae
Gene: patl1
Product: PAT1 homolog 1, processing body mRNA decay factor
Exons: 18
Coding region: 118-2427 (769 amino acids)
Biological process (GO): P-body assembly; deadenylation-dependent decapping of nuclear-transcribed mRNA
Cellular component (GO): P-body
Molecular function (GO): RNA binding
Source: RefSeq, a predicted model, not a curated record